GGAAAUUAGAAUUUUCGUACUGCUCUAUGAGCAUGUAUAGUACUGGUUGAAAUUACAGAUUGAAAAUGACAUGGUAAUAUGAUGGUUGGGAAAGAUGUCUUUCUUAUAUAACUUUAAGCUCAGCCAAGUUGCUUUGAAGUCUAUCAUUCAUCUGACAGUUUUUGCUAGUUAUAUUCAUUCGUUCUGUUCUUUGAUUCUCUCCAAAGCAAGCUGCUUCAAAUCUCUACUCGUUCUAUCUGUUUUUGUCCUUGCAAAUAUCUUUACCAUCUAUCAACAUGAAGUACUCAAUUGCUAUCGCGGCUCUCGCUGCAAGCUCGGCUGUUGCAGCACCAACAACGAAGCUCAACGCCAAGCAGAGACUUGCUCAACGAAACAAGAAUGCUGCUCGUUCUGAAUACUAUAAUGAGAGCUGGGCUGGUGCCGUUCUUACUGGUGCUGUCUACACCGGUGUUUCUGCUUCUUUUCCGAUACCCAAGCCAGCGAUUGGCACCACAGGAGAGACCUCCGCAUCAGACUUCACGGCCUCUACCUGGAUUGGCAUUGAUGGAUACAAUUGUAACAACCUCUGGCAAGCGGGUGUUGAUGCCACCGUUGAGAAAUCUACUGGUGAAAUAUCAUACUAUGCUUGGUAUGAAUGGUACCCCGCCGAUACUCAAGUCAUUGAUUUGGGUACUCUCACAGCUGAAGAUGUUAUCUCCGUAAAUCUCACCACUAGUGGUCUCAACCAAGGAACCGUUGUUAUGGAAAACAAAUCUACCGGAAAAUCAUACACCAAAACCGUCUCCUCAGCGAAUACCCUGUGCGGUGUUAGUGCUGAGUGGAUAAUGGAGGAUUUGAGCGUUGAUUCUAGCACUAUCGGUCUCGCAAACUAUGGAAGCGUUGUUUUCUCCGAUGCAGUUGCUACUACUGCUUCUAAAACGGUCACACCAUCUGGCGCGGAAAUACUGGAUAUUGAGACUAGCUCGAAUAUUAUCCUAACCAAGUCUAGUGUCACUGACAAGUCGGUUACCAUUGCUUAUGUUUAGACUAGAGAGGCAAGGAUGUAGUUUUGUAUAUAAUUGGAAGGAAAAGCGUGAUUGAGAUGCUUAGGAUCAAUGUGUAUAUAGCUUUGAAUAUGAUCCAGUACA
Messenger RNA from Botrytis cinerea B05.10, 1127 nucleotides. RefSeq lists its product as hypothetical. NCBI's taxonomy places the organism in Eukaryota, Fungi, Ascomycota, Leotiomycetes, Helotiales, Sclerotiniaceae. Bases 276 to 1025 code for a protein of 249 amino acids. Gene Ontology annotation, biological process: proteolysis. The record is from RefSeq and is a predicted model, not a curated record. Gene Ontology annotation, molecular function: glutamic-type endopeptidase activity. The transcript has 2 exons.